This is a messenger RNA of Nerophis ophidion (straightnose pipefish), 2779 nucleotides long. RefSeq names its product keratinocyte differentiation factor 1b (gene kdf1b). The coding region runs from base 173 to 1249 and encodes 358 amino acids. The record is from RefSeq and is a predicted model, not a curated record. Lineage: Eukaryota; Metazoa; Chordata; Actinopteri; Syngnathiformes; Syngnathidae. The transcript has 4 exons. Gene Ontology annotation, biological process: keratinocyte development; regulation of epidermal cell division. Gene Ontology annotation, cellular component: cell junction.
CCUGUUGCGCUACCUCCACCUUGUCUCUCAGGUGCAUGAACCGCGGAAAACUACUUCCCAAAGACAAAAAAGUGGAUUAAAAAACGUUAAUGGACGAGAUGUAGCUACUUGUUUCAAUAUCGAGAAGUAGUUAAAGCUGGUACGUGGAAGAACCGCCAAUUAUCUUGACGACAUGUCUGUAAGCAGCGCGGGCGGCGUAAGAGACACCUCGGGGCCUGGCAGCCACAAGCGAGGACUGAGCCUGACGAGCAGCCAAAGGUCUUUCUUCUACGAGGAGGGCUGCGUGGACCCUGUAGAAGCAGAGAUCCAGAAGCUGAGGACAGGCCAGCAGAAAGAUGCAAACGGGCAGCAGUCAGAGACAACAGGUUUUAUCGCUUCUUCAGCCAGUCCUCCCUCCGCCAAUCAAACCUGCAAUCCCUGCACUUCCCCGAGGGCCUGUAGGACCAUUAUGUGCCGAGUCUUGACCUGCGGCCUUUAUAGAGUGUUUACGCGUGUCCCGUGUUUGGCGCCUAAAGAGAACGCGGUAGAAGAGCCAGAAAAUCUGAGCCUCCGAGCUGAGAAUCCGUUAGACCUACAACAAGAAGAGGACGACGACUGGCUGGGGGAAGUCUGCAUUAACGGAGUGAAAGUAGACAGUCCAAGAGAGUAUUUAGUAACUGAAGCUGUAACGUACGUGCCUCAAACGCAGCCCCGCCAUCCAUCCCUACAGGAGUGUAUAAUGCUCGAGGACUGGGAGGACGGCGAGGAGGACGUGGACUCGCUGAUUAGAAAGAAGCUGCUGGAGCUUUACACCGAGUAUCAGAUCGAGGAGUUUGCCCGGUGCACGUCAGACUCUGUGUUCCUGCGCAAGAGCAAGGACAUCAAUCUGCUCAUCAACACGCUGGCCGAGGAGCAUCAAAUGGACGAGCAAGAGGCCGAGUGUCGGCUGGUGCGCGGCAUCAUCCGCAUCAGCACGCGCAGGAGCAAGAAGAAAAAGAGGCCGCACGUCUCCCGCACGGAGAAAACGCUGUCAGACAGCGGCAACGAGACCAUGAGGGAGAGCAGCUCUUUUACGUUCAGCAACAACAAUGACUACAAAUCCGAUCCCAACUUCCAAAUAUCCGAAUUGAGUCCCUCUGACAAGUGUGCCAGGGAAAUAUGGAGGAACAAUAGUGGUCUUACCUCCAGGUCGUCAAUAACCUACUCCCCCUCCCACACAGGGACAAACUCCUCAGGCGUCCCACUCAUCAGCACUUCCGUCAGAACAUGACGCGCUUGCCAUAUAUGCGUUUUUAUUUCUCUUUCAAGGGGCCACGAUCGUGUGUUAAGGACGUCCGUCAACUCAGGGCUCUGUUUGUUUCAAUAUUUAUGUUCAUUUUUUGUUUGUAUGUGAUUAAUUAUACACAUAAUUCUGCUUCACUAGCAGCUUUUGAUGAUUUUAAUAAAUCACAACAAGUAUCUUGACGAAAGCAGAAUUGUGCAGUCUUACUGUUUUUUUAAUUUAUACGUUUUCAUUCGUAAUUAUCCAUCUCAUCAUAAAUGAAGCAGAUGCAUUCUGAAAUCUCACAAGUGGGUUCAUGUGGGACGUUCUCCCAUCCAAAGGCAAAACCCAGUAACUCAGUUUUGGUCAAAACUGAGCUGAUAAUAAUUUUGGAGUUCCUAGGUGAUAUGCUUUACAUUAGUGUAUGCGAUAUUGUAAUUUGUUCCGUAAGUAAGCUGUUACGCGCAUGGCAGGACCUAGCAACUACCACAUAACCGCGUAGAUACAACAGAAAAACCUAGUAUUUCAAGGGACCAAUCGGAGUUUCUUUGUCAGUCGCCUUAUUGUCUUUAAUGGGACUGGACGCUGUACACGGCUCUUUGGGGCGGCAUAGCUCGGUUGGUAGAGCGGCCGUGCCAGCAACUUGAGGCUUGCAGUUUCGAUUCCCGCUUCCGCCAUCCUAGUCACUGCCGUUGUGUCCUUUGGCAAGACACUUUACCCACCUGCUCCCAGUGCCACCCACACCGGUUUAAAUGUAACUUAGAUAUUGGGUUUCACUAUGUAAAGCGCUUUGAGUCACUAGAGAAAAGCGCUAUAUAAAUAUAAUUCACUUCACUUCACAUUUGCACGAAUGGGGGCCGACGGUCAACCCGAUUAUGUGAUAUUAUGGCACGAGGGGAUAUUUGGAAGAUCGGUCUAGGACGUUGCAAGCACCUUCAUUAAAUGUAUUGUUCUUGAUUCUUCCCCUUGCAUACUCUUUUGGGCUGAUAACUGUGGAGGUCAAAAUAAAAACUGGACGCUGUACACGGCUCUUGCCCUAUGUGCAAACGCCGAAUGGGGCCCACCCGAGAUUGUGAUAAAAUAUCUGGAGAAAGGGCCAGCAGAUUCAAUCCAUGGCUCAAUCUGCAAGAAAAUGAAAGCUCAAGAAAACAUCUAUACGUUUGAUGACUUUGUAGAUCUUUGUAAGACAACAUCAAGAUAGAUUGGUUUUCCUUUGUUUUCUCAAAAUCAGCUAAAAGUGAGUUACUAGGGUUUGCCUUUGGACGGGAGAGUUGUCCAUAUUGUGCUCUCUUAUCUGCACUAUAGCUGGUGCUUACUGUGGACGUAUGCGCUCAGGUAUAACUAAUAAUUGCAUUCGCAAAUGGAUUGUGUAAAGAUGCAGAUUGCACCGAUUCUCUCCUCUCACGUGCCAUCUCUCGAUUUUGGAUUCCUUGCAUCAAAUUAACUACAUUUAGUCAUUGGUUGUUAAUGUGAUACUGUGUUUGUUUUUUAAUACAGCGGUUUACAAAAAAAUGAAGCCAGUGAGGCUUCCUACCAGGC